AUGGUAGAGAGCAAUGCAAGCGCAAAGGCCCAGUCGGACACGACCACGGCGGUGAGCGCCGCUAUGAUCGGCGUCUCUGUGCUAGCCGUUGCCAUGCGGUUUUAUACCAGGUACUGUAUGAAGACCGGUCUGUGGUGGGACGACUGGCUGGCUCUGGCUGCGGUUGUCUCGGCUGUAGCAGCAGGUGCCUUUGUUCUGGCGGCCUCGCUCGUGGAUCCGGACGCAGCAUGGUUGCUUUCGGAGUCAGACCCCGACUACGUGUACACGGCAGCCAAUCAAAAAGAUCUACAACUUGCCUUCAUAGCCGAUGUUCUCUAUUUCAGCAUUGUCGGAGCGGCCAAGAUAUCUAUACUCCUGAUUUACUAUCGCAUAUUCGCAAUCUCUCGAUCUCUUCGGCGCCAUGUCCUUGUCGUAGGCGUUGUGGUGAUAUUGUUCUGGGCCGCCACCACUCUCGCGACCAUCUUCAAUUGCUGGCCGAUAGAGUGGAGCUGGAAGAAUAGUUUCAGCCCUGCGCCGUACUGCAUCAACUACAACAUUUUCUGGCUUACGGCUGGCGUGAUCGAGGCUGUGCUCGAUAUUUGGAUAAUCAUCCUGCCGAUGAGGGAGGUCAUGAAACUGCAAUUGUCUGUUCAGAAGAGGGUCGGGCUCGCAUCUGUCUUUCUAAUCGGCGCGUGCGGUAUUGUCACGGGUAUAGUGAAGGUCUACGAAGGAUGGGAGCCUGGCAAGCGCUCACCGGCCUGGGACCGGACUGAGGUCUGGUCAUCAGUUCAUGCCGCAAUGGGAAUACUCUGCGCCUGUCUGCCCGUCUGUUGGCCGAUCGUCAUACGGCUGUCCAAUGCGGUCCCGAGUUUCCUCAAGCUCAAAUCGUUGAGCCGAAUAAGGACUCGGUGGAGCAACCAUGAGCACAAAUGGCCAUCGGGCUCGAAAGCCAUGAGCAGCCGGUCGAGACGCGGCACCGAGGAUGCCAAGACUGUGCGCUCGGAGACUGCACAGACUGAGCUCCUUCCAGUCUCGGGUACCUACACAUGUGUGGACGUCGAAUACCCGCAGCCGGUCAGAUCUAGCGAAGAACCGAUUUAUGUGAUUCAGGGUACGGACGGGCGUGUUUACUGGGGUGGCGAUAAUGUUGUUUGA
Molecule: messenger RNA, 1134 nt
Organism: Diaporthe citri
Lineage: Eukaryota; Fungi; Ascomycota; Sordariomycetes; Diaporthales; Diaporthaceae
Exons: 4
Coding region: 1-1134 (377 amino acids)
Source: RefSeq, a predicted model, not a curated record